Staurois parvus is the source of this 309-nucleotide messenger RNA. Lineage: Eukaryota; Metazoa; Chordata; Amphibia; Anura; Ranidae. The record is from the annotation of a GenBank genome assembly.
AUUGGCCUGGGGGGGAAGGGGGGAAAGUGUGUUCGGACUGGAAGGGGGGGAAAGUGUCCGGACUGGAAGGGGGGGAAAGUGUCCGGACUGGAAGGGGGGAAAGUGUCCGGACUGGAAGGGGGGGGAAAGUGUCCGGACUGGAAGGGGGGGAAAGUGUCCGGACUGGAAGGGGGGAAAGUGUCCGGACUGGAAGGGGGGGAAAGUGUCCGGACUGGAAGGGGGGGAAAGUGUCCGGACUGGAAGGGGGUGAAAGUGUCUGGACUGGAAGGGGGGGAAAGUGUCCGGAAUGACGAUUGCGGUACGAUUGUC